Messenger RNA from Nasonia vitripennis (jewel wasp), 1320 nucleotides. RefSeq names its product S-phase kinase-associated protein 1. The transcript has 3 exons. Gene Ontology annotation, molecular function: cullin family protein binding. Gene Ontology annotation, cellular component: cytoplasm; nucleus. The coding region runs from base 272 to 841 and encodes 189 amino acids. Lineage: Eukaryota; Metazoa; Arthropoda; Insecta; Hymenoptera; Pteromalidae. The record is from RefSeq and is a predicted model, not a curated record. Gene Ontology annotation, biological process: SCF-dependent proteasomal ubiquitin-dependent protein catabolic process.
UAAACUGAGCAGCUAGGCGUAUAGGUACGCGUAUCAUCGACCUGACAACUAUAGUGUCAAUAAGGCUCCAAUCCUAUACCUUUUCCAAAUUCCAUUCGUUGGACGCUCGCAAGGCCCUGUGUGGAGACCACGGGGAUGGUUAGAUGGCCCAGGUAUAUAAAGGCCCCGAAUAGCCUCGAAUAAUCAUUCUGGACUCCGCUCUGAAACUAGAACAUUCAACAUUUCUUGCUCACUAGUUUGACAUAGUCGCAUCUCUUCGACUACUGGCAAGAUGAGUUUCAUUAAGGUUAUAACCACCGAUGGAGUAUUCAAAAUCGACGUUGAUAUAGCUACGCGCUUUAAGACAAUCAAAACUUUGCUAGACGACCUGGGCAUAGAUCCAAAAGAAGUAGACGAAGAAAUCCCACUUCCGUACAUUAGCUCGGAAAUUUUAAGUAGAAUCGUCGAAUGGGCGAGUUAUCACAGGGACGAUCCUGUCGAAGAGGAGGAAGAGGAUAUCUACCAUCAAAAGAGAUACGACCUAAGCGAUUGGGAUAGAACGUUUCUAGAGACAGAAAGAGAAGCCAAAAGACUGAUUCCUUUAAUAAUAGCUGUUAACUUCCUAGAUAUUGAUUCUCUGAUGGGUGCAUCCUGCCAAUACGUGUGGGGCCUAAUUUCAAAUAAAAAGGCUUAUGAGGUUCGGAAACUUUUAAAACUUGAUCCGAUAGAAAAACGAGAGAAAUCCACCCAGAAUACCGAGGCCUCACCCGUGGAGAGUAAUGAGAGUAAUGAGGAGAAUAUAGGAAACUCGAACGAAAACGCAAUCGAUUUAUCUACCAGUAAUCGUCCGGUAUCAUCGUAGACAGCGAAUUUGGCAGCGACUUUAUGGCGACUUAGGAAUACGGCGUACAGUGUACACUUGAUGUGAGUUGAUUCAUUCCUUUGUGACCGUCACGAGACAGUACCAAAAACUGGUUCUACUGUUCUAAUGGUCAUGACACUUUUUGCGUGACGGGACAAGGAAAAGAAUAUACUCACGUACCAUGUUCAAUUUACCUACGCAUUAUCCUUCGCUUCUUCAACAUCUUAUUGCCGCCAUAAUUAUGGAAAUGAACAACGAGUUUUGCUGCUGCAGCUUCGUUUGGAUAUCAAUACAGAUAAUUUUAGAGACUUUUUCUGUUUUUAGUCUAUUAUGACAUUUUGACUGUUAGUAUGGAUAUACUUUACGAUAACGGUCGUGCUGUAUAAUAUGCUCUUUUUAAAUAUGCUAUCAAUUUUGUAAAUGACAAUCUUGGAAUAAAUAGAAAUCAUUCUGCAAUGUAAUAAAAUACAACGAAAUUA